CAUUCUCCAGUCGCUAUUCUGUCUGGAAUGCUUCACUGCAGACAUGCAGAAUCAAGACAUCAUUCCACUCAUGCAGAAAUCAAGUCUCUACUGACAAUCGAUUGUCUGGCGCCGUCGUAAGGGCAGGCACAGAGAGUGACAUUUUCAGCAAUGCAGCGUGUGGGGUACCAGUGACAUCAGACCAAGCGUCGAUCCUUUGGGGACACAUACAGAUUGUGUGCGACCCGCCCGUGAUUGCCAGGUACGUCAGUGUGGACGACGAUGAUCAUAUGUAUGGUCAAGACAACGGUCACAAUGUCCUAAAUCUGUGCGAGGUGAUAGUUGAUGAGUACCCCAUGGAAGCCUGCCUUCAAAUGACAACCAUUGGUAUGUCUACAGCUGCAAUGAUCGUGGACGCUUCGUUCUCCAUCACCUGCAUGUCCACAUUGAUGUUCGUGGGAAAACAUAUCACCGACGCACGCCCUCUGUCGGUCGUUCACAUGAAGUCGCCCAUGCAAUGUUUCAUGCGUUGUAAGAUGAAUAACGGGUGUUGGUCUUUCGACUACGUCAUGACUUCCGGUCAGUGCAGGCUCUACGAUGUAAAGCCUGGAGACUUGACGGCAGAGGAUCAGCCUGGCUGCUUGGUGUACACAGUAGUCCGUGGCUAGACCAGAACUGCAAUAUUAUUCGCGCUCGAUGUAUUGCAAACUCGUAUUUAUUCUUAUUAAAAAUCUUUAAAUCUAUACAUUACCUAAACGGAGUUCUUCAGAAAUACUUUCUUCAGAAAUAAUUUGAGUUCUUCAGAAAUAAUUUGAGUUCUUUAUUUAUUGCGCUCGAAACAAUGACACAAAAAUGACGCACGAAAUAAACGGCUCCUUUUAGUACAAAAUUAUUUUGUUUCGUUGGCACAAAAAAAGAGAACUAAACUUUUUCUUUGAAGGUGAGCUUUGUUUUCAUCUUUUGUUGUCUCUUUACCAGCAGCGGUAUUAAAUACCAUAACUGGUAAAUACGUUUUACAUGCUAAAAUAAUUUUCGUCUCAAUGAAAUUGAUUUUUUCUUCUUC
Molecule: messenger RNA, 1042 nt
Organism: Asterias rubens (European starfish)
Lineage: Eukaryota; Metazoa; Echinodermata; Asteroidea; Forcipulatida; Asteriidae
Exons: 3
Coding region: 270-647 (125 amino acids)
Source: RefSeq, a predicted model, not a curated record